Molecule: messenger RNA, 1773 nt
Organism: Tricharina praecox
Lineage: Eukaryota; Fungi; Ascomycota; Pezizomycetes; Pezizales; Pyronemataceae
Product: Metalloenzyme, LuxS/M16 peptidase-like protein
Exons: 3
Coding region: 113-1678 (521 amino acids)
Cellular component (GO): mitochondrion
Molecular function (GO): metal ion binding; metalloendopeptidase activity
Source: RefSeq, a predicted model, not a curated record
GGAAGAAAUCUAGAAGCGGCGGCAACGUGAGAGAUCUCUUGUUGAGGUCUACGGUGGGAAAAAGUACAUGUGAACGGCAACCACCUCGCGAGAAGACAAAAGAAUCCCCACGAUGCUACGCUCGCUCGCCCCCAGAGCUCCUCGGCCACUUUGCCGAUACACUGCCGCCGCCGCUGCCACACGAAUACUACGAAGAGGAUUGAUAACUACCACCACACGAGACGUCGCCGAGUUGGAUGCGGUCACCACACUUCCCAAUGGCAUCCAAGUCGCUACGGAGGCGCUGCCAGGACACUUCUCCGCUCUAGGAGUCUACGUCGAUGCCGGUUCGAGAUACGAGAACGAGCGGCUGCGCGGCGUGUCGCACAUCGUCGACCGUCUCGCCUUCAAGAGCACAUCCACCCGCUCCGCCAGCGACAUGCUGGAGGCGCUCGAAACCCUCGGCGGGAAUAUGCAGUGCGCCUCGUCACGGGAGAGCAUAAUGUACCAGACCUCAGUCUUCAACAAGGACGUACCGACGAUGAUGGGGAUUCUCGCGGAGACGGUGCGGGACGCGCUGAUCACCGACGAAGAGGUAUCGCAGCAGCUCGAGACAGCCGAAUACGAGAUCAACGAGAUCUGGGCGAAGCCCGAGCUGAUCCUGCCGGAGCUGAUCCACACCGCGGCAUUUCAGGGAAACACGCUCGGAAACCCGUUGUUGUGCCCGGAGGACCGCCUGGACCAGAUCAACAAGCAAGUGAUCGAGGAGUACCGCAGUGUUUUCUUCCGCCCGGAGCGGCUGGUCGUCGCCUUCGCCGGCGUCGAACAUACCACCGCCGUCAAGUUGGCGGAAAAAUAUUUCGGCGACAUGACCGCCACCCCUCCCAAGACGAACACCGAACCCGCCGCCCCCAGCCUGUUCAGCAAGUUUCUCUCCAAGCCCGCCGCGCCCUCCCCCGACCCCUUCCCCCUCGGCACCACCCCGCCAUCGCACUACACCGGCGGCCUCCUGUCGCUCGAGCCAUCCAGCGCGCCCACGCACUUGCCGCAAUACUGCCACCUUCACAUCGCGUUCGAAGGGCUUCCGAUCAGCGAUCCGGACAUCUACGCGCUCGCCACUUUACAAACUCUCCUCGGCGGCGGCGGCUCCUUUUCCGCGGGCGGACCAGGCAAGGGGAUGUACUCACGUCUGUACACCAACGUGCUGAACCAAUACGGCUGGAUCGAGUCAGCGGUGGCAUUCAACCACUCCUACACUGACAGCGGGCUAUUCGGGAUCGCAGCCUCUUGCCACCCGGAGGCCGGGCACGCCCUCGUCGGCGUCGUCCUCAAGGAGCUGCAGAACACCUUUGCGACUGGAUACGCCGGGCUGCAGGCCGACGAGGUCAACCGCGCAAAGAACCAGCUCCGCUCAAGCCUCCUUAUGAACCUCGAGAGUAGAAUGGUAGAGCUCGAGGACCUCGGGAGACAGGUCCAGGUCUAUGGCAAGAAAAUCAGCGCGCUCGAGAUGAGCGCGAAGAUUGAGGCCCUCACUGUCGCCGAUAUCAGGCGUGUUGCGCAGAGAGUGCUGCAGGGCAAGGUGGAGAAUCCGGGCAAGGGAGAGGGCGGCGCGACGAUUGUGGUCCAGGCGGGCGAACGACAGGUCGUCGCUAUGGGAGAUCUGAUGGCGCAGGUCAAGAAAUUCAAGCUGGGGAGGUAGGGCGUGUGUGUGAUUUACUUUUGGUGGGGUUUGUUUGUAAGAUAGACGUCGCCGCUCUGGUUCUGCGGUAGGUAGGUAGGUAGGUAGGUAGGUAG